AUGAAGAGAGCCCAAGAUGGGCCGGCGCAACCGCAGGCCGCACCAGGACCCAAGCUACUCAAUAGGCGAGAUAUAGAUGUGCCCGAUGAUCUCGAAUCAGCGUGGAAAUCAUGCUGGACCGAGCUGCAGACCAAGAUCAGCAACUCGUCAGAGGCCGACGCUGUCGGAUUCCUACAAAUUAGGGCUGGAGAAAGCCAAGAGCGUCACAACGAGGUUCUCAUGGCCCUCCUCUUCAGCGUGUUCACCGUUCCCCAGGUCUCCAUGCUGCACUGGAAGUGGCUGAGCAUGUGCCAACGAGAUGACUGGGACUUCUGCGUCGGUCAGCUCAAACGAAUCGCCCUCGAUAAAUUCCACAAGUUAAUGGAGCCCUGUAAAAAGCAAUUCAUGUGGGUCCUCCAAGAGCUUAUCCGUGCUCGAGCCAAGAACCUCGACGGCGUCUUCUCUGGCCUGCUGCGACACGUUGCAAGCGGCGACUACACGCCCAAGAACACUCAGCUCGCUGCCUCCCUGCUUAAAAUGCUGCAGGAUAACAAGGCGUGGCUAUACGCGAGUCCGAGACUCAUCUCGGUGGUGUACUUCACCUUCACUCGCCUCAUCACAGACCACCUCAAGCAACCGGCCUUGACCGCGCUGCGCCAACAAGAGAUCAAUUUCACAAGCACUCUCUUACGCGAGAAGUUCGAAGAGGUGCGCGUCAUCGGACGGGAUCUGAUUCGGCUCAUCGACGAGAACAAGAAAUUCCCCGAGUAUGAGGUCAUCUGGAAGGACCUGCUCCACAAGCCCAACACAUUCAGUCCCACCCUCACCAACAUCACGGACCUUCUCUCCGUGCGCACGCCGCCCAAGUAUUUUGCCUCUCGCCUCACCCCGGACAUGGAAGCCCAGCUCAUGUUCAUCCUCAAGAACGUGAAAAUGGGCAACCAGAAGCGAUAUCAGACAUGGUUCAUGCAGAAGUACAUGCCCGCCACCGACAGCGAGACUCUAGUGCCGGAUCUCAUCCGCUACAUUUGCUGCAACUAUCACCCUCCGAACCACGUCCUCUGCUCAGACAUCGUGCCUCGCUGGGCAAUCAUCGGCUGGCUACUCAAGUGCAUCAAGACCAAGUAUGUUGGUCACAGCGCGAAGAUGGCGCUGUUCUGGGAUUGGUUUUCGUAUGACCAAAGAACGGACAACAUCAUGAAUAUCGAGCCGGCCAUCUUGCUGAUGGUGCACUCCAUUCCCAAGUACCCCGACAUGACUGCAACUUUGCUGGACUUCCUUGCGACCGCUAUCGAGUCGUUCGACGAACAACGCCGCGAUUUUGCCCGCAAGGGAGUGCACAAUUCCUUCAGCGUGUGUCUCGGAAAGAACGUUGUCACAUCUCUCGCUCCGCUGUUCAACUGCCCGACACUCGAACCCAGCCUCAAGAAGAAGCUGCACCCCAUCUUCCGACCUUUCCUCAAGGAGGACCAAAAGCCGUCUGGCACCUCUUCUCCUCUCCUCUCCUCCGGCGGAUCUCCUACGCUUCCCUCUUCGCCCCUGGUUUCGCCGCAGAAAACGCCCCAGUCUUCCUCCACGGGACAGACCACCGCCACCCUACCCAAGCUGCCCUUCCCUCAAUUGGCCGAUGCCGACGCUUUUGUGGGCCGGAAAGGACCGACUGGUGGACUGGACAAUUUUGACCUGAUGCUGAUGGACAAGCCGCUCAUCAGCCCGAAGCGACAGGCAUCGCCAACGGAAGAAAUGUACAGCCGAACUGAACCGGUGGCCGAAGAAGUCGCAGAGGAAGAGCCGGAAAAGGGCAAGUCCGUCGCCAGGACGGACAUUCCGCAAUCGCUGUUGCCGGUCGAGCGACCGCUCGGGAAGCUGAUAGACUCGCUGAGUGAGGAUGGCAGCCGAUCGUUUGAAGUCCAGUCGAGUAAUCUGCACCACCUCGUCGCGCACUUUGUAAAAAUGUCCUCGAGCGCGAAAUACUCCCAGGAGGCGGCAACGGACCUGGCUCAGUUUUUCGCAAAUGCUUUGGCGAAGGAGUUCGUCGACUUCGCUCCCGAGACCGUUCUCUCCGCCAGGCCCGCGCUCCACUUCAACCUCUUUUCCGCCGAGCCUUCUCCGCCCUUUGCCCUGCUGGACAUCCUCCACGAGCUGCGCCUCCUCAUUCCCUCUCUCGGAUUCCGAUUUUUGGUGUGGUUGAUUGUGCAUGGCAUUAAGGGCAUCGACAGACGUCGACGAAGCCUCAAAGGACUCGAUGAGAGGUCGCCGGAGGACGAGAACGACCACCACAACGGCCUUCUCAUGGAGAACGUGGACAAUGGCUAUACCUACAUGGGAGAACUUCAUGAGGACAUUUUGAGCCCCUACGCGACUUUAGUUGAACAUAGCAUGAGCAAGGGGUCGGCAGAAUCUCAGGAUUACCCAUUUUUGUUGGAUUGCAAGUGGUGCGCGGAGGAAUCGAUGGAUCUGUUCGCGCAAAUGGUGCCCUAUGUGUUCCGGUACCUGCCGGAGUACGUGCGCGCCUAUCGAGUGGAGCUGGUGCAACUUAUCGUGGCCAACGCCGAUCCGACGCACAUCGAGUCUCUAGCCUGCAAGCUGACACUGGGCGAGUUUGAAAUGUUUGGCCCGCGGGACGCGCCAUUUGUAAUCGAGCAAUCGCUUGGCUGGGACAGCAUCAGCCAGUUUUGUCUAUGGCAAUUCCUGACGGCCGAGUUCAAUCACGGCGUAGACGGUGUUGAGGAGGUGGCCGCAGAGGCCUUGGAUAUCCUCCGACUGCAGGACCGAUCACAGACUCAGGCGCUCGCGCCAACGCUGCUUCAGGCCGUCUUCGCGCUUCCGCUGUCCUUUGCGCAUCUGUCGUGCGCGCUGUUCAACCAGUGGAGCGCCAGAGACGUGCGAGCCUUCUUCCCGCUGCUCUUCGGGGAGCUGCAGCGGGUCAUCGCCAAGAGUGUGGCGCCCGCCGAAGCCGCGACGAACGACGAUGAAGACGAAGGCGAAGGGAGGGAGAGUCGAGGCCGUGUAGAUAGGAAGUAUGCCAAGCGCGUGGCGGGGCACCUGGACAGGUGGUGCCUCGUCAUGCGGGCCAGCUUGAGGCGAGGCCCCGACGCCGACAACCUCGCUGUGCUCUCGGGUCUCCUCCAGCGGGUGCUGCGCGCCUACGAUCUCACCGCCAACCACUACGACGGCCUGCCCACCCUUCUGCAAGAGCGGCGCGGCAGCAACAACAGCAGUGUCGGUAGCCCUGCGGCCGUCGACCCCAACAAGAAGCGAAAGCGAGCAUCGUCGGGAUCAUCUUCAGCGACGACGUCUUCGGCUCUGUCGGCCACGAUCGGCGGCGAAACUGCGGUCGAGCGGGACAAGAGACGCCGGGCGCUGUCCAAGGACGGCUCUCCGCACCUCAGCCCGGGUGGAAGCUUCGACCCGCACGCCAAGAAGCGACGGCUCAGCCCCACGCUCGACCACAACGACGCCGCCUCCGACGACAGCGACAAUCGGGCCGUCUCGCAGGAGCUCGAGCUCGAACGACAGCAGAACGUCGGCGAGCGACGGAGCGGCGGCUCGGUCUUGGCGGCGUCGUCGCCCCAGCUGUCCCGGCAUAGCGCCGGCAGCGGCUUCAGGCCCGGCUCGCCCUCAGUCCUUCCCCAGGGGUCUGGCCAGCGACACUCCUCCAACGUCUCGCUCACUAGUAGCAGUGGCGGCAUACCGCGCCGAGCAUCCAAUGGCGCGCUAGAUGAGAACAAACCCGGCCGACCAGAGCCGCCACCGCCAAAGAGGAAGCGGAGCCUUUCGGGUUCAUCGGCCCACCUGCGACCACCAGAGGGUGCUGCCACCAGCGACGACAGAGACGACACCAAGGGCGAUGGCGGCGCCGACGCUGGCGCGGCCCGGAAGCGAAAGGUGAAGCGCAUCAGCAUGGAACACGAGACCGAGUUCGACCAGUAG
Messenger RNA from Acanthamoeba castellanii str. Neff, 3912 nucleotides. RefSeq names its product integrator complex subunit 3 isoform 1, putative. Gene Ontology annotation, cellular component: cytoplasm. The record is from RefSeq and is a predicted model, not a curated record. The transcript is spliced from 18 exons. Bases 1 to 3912 code for a protein of 1303 amino acids. NCBI's taxonomy places the organism in Eukaryota, Discosea, Longamoebia, Acanthamoebidae.